AUGACGGCUGCAGCUCAGGAACUGGACGAGCUAUGUUUCCUCUCAGCCCAGUCCAUGUCCACCCUGGAGACCUCUGACCACUUCCAGAUGGUCAAGCUGCUGGGAGAGGGAUCCUACGGCAAGGUCAUGCUGGCCGUCCACAAGAAGAGAGGCACUCCCAUGGCUCUGAAGUUCUUCCCCCGUCAGUCCACAUCCCUCUUCGCUUUCCUGCGUGAAUACAACCUCUCCCUCUCUUAUUGCACUCAUCCCUCUCUCACCCGGGCCCUGGGCAUCUUCUUCUCCACCCCCUGCUACUACGUCUUCGCCCAGCAGGCUGGUCUCUAUGGAGACCUCUACAGUGUCAUCGUGUCAGAGGUGGGUGUAGAUGAAGAGUGUGUCCAGAGGGUGAUGUCUCAGCUGAGUGGUGCUGUCUCACACCUCCACUCCCUGGGCUUCGUCCACCGUGACAUCAAACCAGAGAACAUCUUCCUGUGUGACCGCACCUGUCGCUGGGUCAAACUGGGUGACUUCGGCCUGGCCCGCCCCACCGGCUGCACUGUCCGAGCUGUCUGGUACGACUCGCCCUUCUGCACGCCCGAGGUGGAGCAGGCCAAGGAGUCAGAGAAAGUGAGGGAGCAGAGAGAGGAGGAUGGAGAGGAAGAGGAGAACAUUUGGAUCACAGUGGAGACCACUAUAGACAGCUGGGCCCUGGGGGUGCUGGUCUACUGCCUGCUGACGGGAUGCUUUCCCUGGGAAGAGACCACCCACGACGACCCCGCCUACCGGAGGUACAAGGAGUGGUACGACCGCGAGACGGAGAGGGAGGAAAGGAGCGAGGGACUGAGAGGGGAGGAGGAAGUAAUUUGGUGCGAAGGUGAAAGGGAAAAGGACAAUACCCUGAGCCUGGAGGAGAAUCAGAAGUCGAACCCUGUGCCCCCACAUUUUCAAUGCUUCAGCCCACUGCUGAUGUCUCUUUUCAGGGAGCUGCUUAACCCGCAGGCCAGGCUUCGAGGAGGCCCUGAUGAGAUCCUCAGCUACCUGGGGGGGCCCUGGUUGAUGGAGACAGAGAGAGAGGAGAAGAGGAAAGCAAAGGAGGUAGAGAAGAAGGCCAGGAAAAUAAGAGAGGCAGGAGCAGUGGAGGAAGUGCGGGAGAGGGAAGGAAGAGGGGAGAGAUAAAGUGUUAUAUACUAGACAGGUUCGAGAAUUUUUAAGAUGUACUGUACAUUUUCAAAGAGAAUAUUUGCUUCAUAGAGUUUGAUAUUAUGAAUAUAUUGCUGAACAUUUCUUACUCUGUAUUGAUAGAAUUGAGACUACUGUAUUUUGAUAUUGCUGUAUGUUUUUCCUUGUAAUAGUAAUUCUAAGGUGUAAUGCAACUUAAUAUUAUGUGUGUGUGAGCGUGCAUGUGCCGUGCCUGCCUGUGUAUGUGCGUGCUUGAGCAUGAUCGUGAGCGUGCAUGUGCGUCCAUGUGUGCUUAGGGGUAGCUAGCCUCUUAAGAGAAUAAAUGAACUAGUGCUCCUUCAACACACAGGCUGUAUUAUAAUGAUCACUCUAUGACACUUUAUGUUGUAAAAACAUCUGAAUAAACCAGUUUGUAUUUA
This is a messenger RNA of Coregonus clupeaformis (lake whitefish), 1577 nucleotides long. Its product is annotated as serine/threonine-protein kinase SBK2-like. The coding region runs from base 1 to 1155 and encodes 384 amino acids. Gene Ontology annotation, biological process: peptidyl-serine phosphorylation; peptidyl-threonine phosphorylation. Lineage: Eukaryota; Metazoa; Chordata; Actinopteri; Salmoniformes; Salmonidae. Gene Ontology annotation, molecular function: protein serine/threonine kinase activity; ATP binding. The transcript is spliced from 4 exons. The record is from RefSeq and is a predicted model, not a curated record.